AUGCAAGAAAUUAAUGUGCGUUUUAGUGAAGAUGCGAUAGAAUUGCUCAUGCUUAGUUCUGCCUUAAAUCCUCAAAAUGCAUCUGAGGCUUUGAGAAUACAAGAUAUAUGCAAAUUGGUUGGCAAGUUUUAUGCACAAGAUUUUACAAGUGAAGAAAAAGAGAGUUUGAAGAUGCAACUGAAACAUUAUGAGCAUAAUGUAGUCAAAGAGUCAGACUUCAAAACUCUUUCAACCAUUUCUGAGUUGUGUCAAUGGUUGGUAAAGGCUAAUAAAUCUGCUACAUACGACCUCAUUUUUAGAGUGAUCGUACUUGUGCUUACUCUUCCAGUUUCUACUGCUACUGCAGAACGAUCAUUCUCAGCUAUGAAUAUCGUCAAGACUAGGCUUUGA
This is a messenger RNA of Asparagus officinalis (garden asparagus), 390 nucleotides long. RefSeq lists its product as uncharacterized. The record is from RefSeq and is a predicted model, not a curated record. Gene Ontology annotation, molecular function: protein dimerization activity. Lineage: Eukaryota; Viridiplantae; Streptophyta; Magnoliopsida; Asparagales; Asparagaceae. Bases 1 to 390 code for a protein of 129 amino acids. The transcript has a single exon.